AAAUGGAUGGAUGGACGACUAAAAGUAAAUACAGAAAAUGAUACAAAUGUAUUUUUUGAGUAAUUUUAAAGUUUUACUGCUUUUCCGUCCUGAAAUCCACCUUGAAAUUCUAACCCUGUUUGUAUCAGAAUAAUCUUGUUGUUUUGGAUCAAAGUUUUCCAAAUCCUACUGAAACGGUUUGAACUACUCAAACUGAAGUUUUGAUCCAGGAUAAAACUAGGAUUGGAUUUUUGAUCUAAUCUGAUUACAGAAAGGGACAAGCGGUAGAAAAUGAAUGGAGGGAUGGAUGUUUUAUUUGUUUAGUGAGAGUAUAGUCUUCCACUCCAUCUCCAAGUGACACAUUGCUGAUGUGCUCCAAAAUUGGCUUCAAGGAAGAACUUGUGAUUAGUCUCUCCGACACCAGGACAAUAGUGAACUCAUGGAGAGGGCAAAGGAGCUGGCUGACUUACUUUGGGGAAAUGAUCUAUCCAUACAUCCAUCCAUUUUCUAACACUUGUCCCUCUUGGGUUGCGGGUGGUGCAGGAGCCUUUCCCAGCCGCACUCGGGCGGAAGGCGGAGUACACCCUGGGCAAGCUGCCACCUCAUCGCAGAUAGACGGACAACAGUCACACUCUGAAAGUCAUACUACAAACACAAAACCCAGAUUGAUGACAUCUGAACUGCUGAAUUAUUUCAAAGUAAGUCAUUCUGUAGUGCACAAAGAUGAAGAUUUUGCAAAAAGAAGAAGUACUGAUUGCAGAGAGAGUUCUACUGAAAUACUUACCCAGGAGUUUUCAGGUCUAUGGAUUCUUAUAUGCUUUCAAUCGAAACAAGCCAAGUAAUGUACAGUUUGUUGUUGAUCAGUGGCCAGAUUUUCAGGUCAUCAUGUCUUGUCCUGACCGAGAGCAAGAACUUACGUUUGUGCCUGAGACAAAAAUUUACUGCACGGAUGAGAAGGUUUUGAAAAAAAUGCUAACGGAGGAAGACAUAAUCGACUGGAGCGCUUACAUUCUUGGAGUGUGUAAUGUUUCUUUCACGUCCAUGCUCAACGAAGUUUCAACCAACAGAAAAGUUAGCUACAGACCCUUGUCAGUGACACAUUCUAUGUAUCUGCCAGACAGUAGCUUUCUGCUUAAACCAACAUUUGGCAGUGAGGUUGAAUCCAAGAUUUCCUCUCUCAAUCUCUCCCAUGUUGACCUGUUGAAUCGAACCUGGAAGUAUGGCGGGGAUGAACGUGGAUACAACUAUAUUACGUUUCUCAUCAGCAAUUUCCCAUCAUACUGCAUCACUGAUGAUCAGGGUCAGCCAGUAUCCUGGAUUCUGGUGUAUGACUACUUGGCAAUGGGGCUUUUGUAUACGCUGCCCAAGUACAGACAAAAAGGCUAUGCCACAGUGUUGGCCCACGCCAUGGCCCGAAAACUCCUUGCUGACGAUUACCCAGUGUACUGCCAAAUUGAUGAGAAGAAUAUUCAAUCCAAAAAGAUUUUCAAAAACUUGGGAUUUACUGAAGAUCCUUCAUAUAGAGAUGUGUGGUUUGAGUACAACAUCUAAAAUGUUUGUCCUGUAUAAUAGCUAACGCAUAAUCACUUUGCUGACGCAACUUACAGAAUAGUAUCAUUUGUAGUAUUUCCCAUUUCUGCAAGAUCACUUUUCUGCGGUUUCCUGAAUUGUGGCGACGUUUGUGUUGAUAUAAUAAAUUGUCAUGGCCAAUCCAGAAAUCAAAUCAAAUCAAAUCACAUAAACUUUAUUUAUAAAGCACAUUUAAAAUUUACCACAGGGGUAGCCAAAGUGCUGUACAAUGGGCAGGUUAAAAGAUAAUACAAGGACCGAGCAAACAACACAACACAAACAUCCAUCCAUCCAUUUUCUACCGCUUAUUUCCCUUUCGGGGUCGCGGGGGUCGCGGGGGGCGCUGGCGCCUAUCUCAGCUACAAUCGAGCGGAAGGCAGGGUACACCCUGGACAAGUCGCCACCUCAUCGCAGGGCCAACACAGAUAAACAGACAACAUUCACACUCACAUUCACACACUAGGGCCAAUUUAGUGUUGCCAAUCAACCUAUCCCCAGGUGCAUGUCUUUGGAAGUGGGAGGAAGCCGGAGUACCCGGAGGGAACCCACGCAUUCAAGGGGAGAACAUGCAAACUCCACACAGAAAGAUCCCGAGCCUGGAUUUGAACCCAGAACUACUCAGGAACUUCGUAUUGUGAGGCAGACGCACUAACCCCUCUGCCACCGUGAAGUCCCAACACAAACAGAACAUGAUUAAAAAUAAAAAAGAAGGACAUUUAGGUCGGGCUUCACGGUGGCAGAGGGGUUAGUGCGUCUGCCUCACAAUACGAAGGUCCUGCAGUCAUGGGUUCAAUCCCAGGCUCGGGAUCUUUCUGUGUGGAGUUUGCAUGUUCUCCCCGUGAAUGCGUGGGUUCCCUCCGGGUACUCCGGCUUCCUCCCAUUUCCAAAGACAUGCACCUGGGGAUAGGUUGGUUGGCAACACUAAAUUGGCCCUAGUGUGUGAAUGUGAGUGUGAAUGUUGUCUGUCUGUGUUGGCCCUGCGAUGAGGUGGUGACUUGUCCAGGGUGUACGCCGCCUUCCGCCCGAUUGUAGCUGAGAUAGGCGCCAGCGCCCCCCGCGACCCCAAAAAGGGAAUAAGCGGUAGGAAAUGGAUGGAUGAAGAGACAUUUAGGUCCUGAUUUACAAGACGAAAAUGCAAAAAUAAUUACUCAACACACGCAAUGUAAAUUAAUCAACAGUCAUCACCGUUUUGCAAGCACUAUUUUGCGUUUUAUUCAGCACGUGUCAGGAAGACGUGACACUGAUAGUUCCACACAAGGCUUCAGGAUCCCUGCUUGCGCUGCACAGACAGACGACAGACAGACGAGAAUCCUCUGUCCUACGUGUGUGUGUCUACAUAACUGGAUGGUCAGAAAUAAAAUAAAAAAUUAGACAAAUUGUCUUUUCGGGAUCAUGAUUUUAUUAUUUUGUUGCUGCUAGAGAACUUAAAAGGCUAAUUGAACUUAUUUCAAUUGAUGCAUUUUGGUGUCCUCUAGUAUUUCUUAAUGACGUUCAUUUUAUUCACAUAGAAUAUAAAUCACAAAAAUAUUUCUCAUACGAAAAACAUGUCUUUCAGUAUGCAAUUUUUGCUUCUUGAGCUGAGUAAGUGCAGCCUCAAUCCCUCCCAUGCACCUUCAGCUGUAAAAAAAAAACAACAACAAAAAAACUAAGUUUUGUCAAUGUGGAUGCACUGCACGACUGCUUCUAAAAUGCCCAUGAAAAGUAGUACGUUUCUCUUGCAACGUUUAAAAUAUAGCAAAACGCCACAGGUAGGAGCAUGAUAACAUGACUGUGCAGUAAAUAGAAUACAAUAGCGCCAGCGCCCCCCGUCACCCCGAAAGGGAAUAAGCGGUAGGAAAUGGAUGGAUGGAUGGAGUACUUAUUGAUCCCUGGGGGAAAUUCAGCAAAUAAAUGAGAGUCUCUGUGGUGUUGCCACUAAAGUACGUGCAAAAUUGUACACACAGUCUUAGUAGAUCAAACGCAACACAUCUCCUAAUAGUACACGCUAUUUCAUAGUUUGUACACACCGUCUACGGUGUGGUAUUGGGAUCUUAGUAAAUCAGGCCCAAAGUCGGCUGAAAAUGUCGGCCGAGAUGGAAAUAUUUUAAUUUUGCAAACAAACACAAAGGAUCCCUGAUAAAGAACAGUUUUACAUGAUUUACAAUAUGAUAAAUAUGCAUAAUGUGCAUUAAGUAAGGACAUGGCGUGUCAUCACUUUAUAAAACUGCAAACAUGCAGUAUUGCGGUAGGUAUUGGGUUUAUUUUUAAUGUUUAAGGUGGUGGUUUGUUUUUAAUAACUGGUUGUAUGUGAAUGAGAUAUUAUUUUCAUUGGGUGGUGAAAGAAAAUGACUUUGUUAUCUACGUGUAUUCCCCUGUACACUAAAAUGUAAUCACAUAAUAAAAAUACAAACACGCUGUGAACGUGUGGGUUGCAUGGAUCAUUAAAGGAGGACAUCACUAUGCA
Molecule: messenger RNA, 3991 nt
Organism: Nerophis ophidion (straightnose pipefish)
Lineage: Eukaryota; Metazoa; Chordata; Actinopteri; Syngnathiformes; Syngnathidae
Product: glycine N-acyltransferase-like protein 3
Exons: 6
Coding region: 703-1530 (275 amino acids)
Cellular component (GO): mitochondrion
Molecular function (GO): glycine N-acyltransferase activity
Source: RefSeq, a predicted model, not a curated record